GUUUAGAAUAGACAAAUCCCGUUAGUUUCCGUGUUGUACUUUAGUUCCAAGUUUUAAGCAAAAAUCAGAAAUGUCCGCUUUGCGCUAAGUGCGGAUAAACAACAUACAAGAAAUAUCAUGGAAGUAACCCGUACGAACUUCAAAGAAGUGCUGAAGGAACUGGAUGAUGUUCUGGAGAGAGCAGACUUCCUGGGAAUUGAUGGCGAAUUUACUGGACUGAAUUCAGGACCUGAAACUAAUGCGUUUGACACACCUGCUCAAUACUAUUCAAAACUCCGAUCUGGUUCGAUGGAGUUUCUCCUUAUUCAGUUUGGCCUUUCCAUUUUUUCAUAUAAUUCAGAAACCAAUAGUUACACUCAACAAUCGUAUAAUUUUUAUGUAUUUCCACGACCGUUAAAUCGUGCAGCUCCGGACUGUCGAUUCAUGUGUCAGGCAUCUUGUAUAUCAUUUUUAGCAAACCAAGGAUUCGACUUCAAUAAACUUUUCAAGCUAGGUAUUCCUUAUCUAACUAGUGACGAGGAAGAAAAAUUGAGUAAACGAGUAGAAGAAAGGCAACGUGCUAGGGAAGAGGGUUUAGAGUUAAUUCCAAUCUCGGAUGAGGACAAACCGCAAAUAGAAGACAUUUGUUCCAGAAUAGAUGAGUUUAUUGAUUCAGAAGCAGAAGAAUUGACGAUCGACAGAUGCAACGCUUUUAUUAGACGACUUGUUCAUCAGGAAGCAAGGAUGAGGUGGCCCAAUAAAAUCAGAUUAGAAAGUAAGACAGAAGGUGGAGGCCAGUGUUUGGUUGUUCAAAAAAUAGGAACAAAAGAGGAAGAAAAACAAAGAGAAGUAGAAAGACGAGAAAAGGAAAAGAGUGAAGUACAAGAAGCAGUUGGGCUUAGCGCAUUAUUAAGAAAAAUCGCUGACUCGGGUAAAUUAUUAGUGGGGCAUAACAUGUUAUUGGACCUCUGUCAUAUAGUUCAUCAAUUUUUCGCACCUCUACCCGAGAGCUAUUCGGAAUUUAAAGCUCUAAUUCACUGCCUAUUUCCAAGGAUAUUAGACACAAAAGUUAUUUGUCAAUCUCCGCAGUUUCGAGAGUCUGUGCUCUCAUCUAAUUUAAAUAUUCUUUUGGAGACAGUGAGCAAAGCCCCGUUUUCACUCCCGGAAGUGAAUUCUGUGGAGAAUCGGAGUUACUCUGUGUCGGCAAUGAAGUCUCACGAAGCUGGUUAUGAUGCUUAUAUUACUGGAUUGUGUUUUAUAUCACUUUGCAAAUAUCUUGGUUCCUUACAGAAGCCUGAAGUAUCGACGGUACUUACAGACUCCUCUUUACUAAAUCCUUUCUUGAAUAAACUCCUUAUAACAAGACUUAAAGAUGUUCCAUAUAUAGACUUAACGGGGAAGGAUCCAAAUCCAAGCCGGGAUCAUGUCUUCCAUAUAACAUUUCCGAAAAAAUGGAGGUUUAGUGACGUAUCUCAAUUAUUUAAUCCAUAUGGUGGCGUAAGCGUGUCCUGGUUGUCGGACACGACAGCCUACGUUGGGUUGAAUCGGCGCGAUCAAAGCGGCUCAGUGUUAAAACAACUAAGUAAGGUUGGAAAUUUCAAAAUACAAAAAUAUGCGGAACACCAAGCAUCCUUGGAUACGUCAAAUCAAUUAACCCACGGUGAGCGGAAACGGAAGCUGUCAGCAUCGGAGAAGGCGCCGUCGUCAAAAGAAGAACCAAAAGCAUCGUCAGUGAAUAUCCCCGAGACGUCCGAAGACGACGGAUGGGAGAUGGCCUCAGGAAAGCGACGGCGUAAGCGGAGAGGUCCUAUCGUGACUGGAAAAGCGCUGGAUGCAGAGCGGACGAAGAACUUUGCCGAAAAUACUACUUGGGAAUAACAGAACCACGAUCCAGCAGUAUGCGGAAGAUGACAAAGCACAGAUCAAUGGAUUUUUAUUGCUAGAAAAUAAAUCAUUUUAUUAUACCUAAUGUUUUCCUAAAAUAGAAUCACAAUUUAUCAAGAAGAUCAUCAUAUUUUGAAUAAAUCAAAAUACAUUA
Molecule: messenger RNA, 2017 nt
Organism: Cephus cinctus (wheat stem sawfly)
Lineage: Eukaryota; Metazoa; Arthropoda; Insecta; Hymenoptera; Cephidae
Product: poly(A)-specific ribonuclease PARN
Exons: 12
Coding region: 118-1857 (579 amino acids)
Biological process (GO): nuclear-transcribed mRNA poly(A) tail shortening
Cellular component (GO): nucleus; cytoplasm
Molecular function (GO): poly(A)-specific ribonuclease activity; metal ion binding; RNA binding
Source: RefSeq, a predicted model, not a curated record